Messenger RNA from Homalodisca vitripennis (glassy-winged sharpshooter), 5624 nucleotides. Its product is annotated as thyrotropin receptor-like. Gene Ontology annotation, biological process: G protein-coupled receptor signaling pathway. The record is from RefSeq and is a predicted model, not a curated record. Gene Ontology annotation, cellular component: membrane. NCBI's taxonomy places the organism in Eukaryota, Metazoa, Arthropoda, Insecta, Hemiptera, Cicadellidae. Gene Ontology annotation, molecular function: protein binding; G protein-coupled receptor activity; protein-hormone receptor activity.
AUCAUUGAAAGACAUGGAAGAGAUCAACGCGAACGCGUUUGUUCCAUACAGUGAUACCUUGCAAGAGCUAUACAUAACUCAGAUGAGCAGUCUCAAGAGUCUGAACAAAGACGUCUUCCGACAUCUGCCGCACAUCCAGACUGUAACAAUAUCACAAGUGCCCAACAUGAGGGUGUUGCCCAACCAUUUGUUCUCUCCAGCCAAUCACCUUAAAGUAUUGAGAGUAAUCCACACCGGACUGGAGAACAUCCCGGCUUUUAAGGCUUUGGGGAACAACUUCAUCAUGCAUAUGGUAGAUUUCGAAAGCAACAAAAUAAAAUGUCUCAAGAAGAAUUCAGUCCGAGUUAGAACUGAGCAGUUCUUGCUUGCUUACAACAAGAUUUCGCGGGUUGAGGAAUGGGCCUUCAACGGAUCAGAAAUAGGAAAACUGAGUUUCAGAGGCAACCGGGAACUGACCGACCUCUCUCCAGACGCCUUCAGAGGACUAACUAGCCUUAGAGACCUAGACCUCUCUGAGACAUCCAUCACUUAUCUGCCAACUGUGGGACUGGAAGGGCUAGAAAUGUUGAGGCUAACGGAUACUUACACCCUCAAGAUCAUCCCCUCCAUUCAUGACCUAAAAAGCUUGCAGAAAGCGGAACUCACCUAUUCCUUCCAUUGCUGUGCGUUCAAGUACCCUGCUCGUCAUGAUCCAGCAAGACAUGCCAUGCACGAGAAAUAUCUGGCUACGGUUAAGGAGAUGUGUGAGGGUAACGAUAGGACGAAGAGAUUUGCCAGUGAAAAUUUCGGUGCCAUCAUCAUGGAGGGGCAGCCUAACUUCUUGCCCCCUCUCUCCGGGGAACAUACUUUCCACCACAACACUCAGCCUAUCAUGGUGCAAGAGGGGGUGCCUUUUAAUACGCAGACUGGCUACGACCAAAAUGAACCGGGGGCAGACAUGGGGUCCCUGGGAGGAUGGGCAGAUAUUGAGGCACCUGGACCUACCAGAUCUCAUUCGGACACUGAUGAAGUCUUUCACCAGACCUCAGCAAAGAUACCUCACUCUCAGCAACAGGCUAUUUGCGGCAACCUCACAUACAAAAGACCCCCAGUCCAGUGUUAUCCAGAGCCAGAUGCUCUGAACCCUUGUGAGGACAUCAUGGGUUCAGACUGGCUAAGGACCUCGGUAUGGCUUGUUAUCGGCACAGCGUUCCUCGGUAACACUGCAGUCCUCGUGGUUCUCAUCUCUGCUCGGAUCGAGACCUCGGUACCUCGCUUCCUUAUGUGUCACCUGGCCUUCGCUGACCUUUGUAUGGCUCUUUACCUUCUCCUUCUGGCAGUUACUGAUCUCCGAUCUACUGGGGUUUACUUCAACUACGCUUUUGACUGGCAGAGAGGUAGUGGGUGUCAAGUUGCUGGUUUCAUGACAGUAUUUGCUAGCCAGUUGUCCAUCUUUACACUAAGUCUUCUCACAAUAGAGAGGUGGUUUGCUAUUAGACAUGCUCUGUACACCAACAGAGUAGAUCUCACACUCGCUGGUAAGGUCAUGCUGGUGGGGUGGGCCUACGCUCUGCUGCUGGCUGCCCUACCACUGUUUGGUGUGAGCAGCUACUCUAGUACCAGCAUCUGCCUCCCAAUGGACACACACGACACUCUCUCUGUAGCCUACAUCCUCUACCUUUUGGCGUUUACUGGAGUAGCAUUUGUACUCAUCUGCUGCUGCUACACACAGAUCUAUCUUUCACUUGGAUAUGAGACAAGACAUCCUACAGGUGAAGGAACAGUUGCUCGCAAGAUGACCUUACUAGUGGGGACAAAUUUCGCUUGCUGGGCUCCCAUUGCUUUUUUCUCGCUCACUGCAGUUGCCGGUUACCCUCUCAUCGACGUUACUCGCUCUAAGAUUCUGCUAGUGUUCUUCUAUCCGAUUAACUCCUGUGCCAACCCUUACCUUUACGCCAUCAUGACAGCUCAGUACAGGAAAGAUUUGAUUCAACUACUUGCCAGAUACGGUCUCUGCACAAAAUGUGCACAAGAAUACAAGAUGGUGUACUCUCAGCCAGGCAAAAGCUCCACACUAUCUCACCUGCCCACUCCCUUACUGCAUCAGGACAGUAUUCAGACUGCUGAAGUGGCUGUGUGACAUAUUAAGACCAGACCCUGGAUGGGAUGAGAAAGACUGGAGCUCGUGAUUCUGAAUGGAACUCAGGGUGACGUGAGGGUGUGUCAGCCCUACACUUGUGUGGGACUACAAGAACAUCAUGUGAUUAAACGAUGGCUCACAUUGGGGCACUUCCUUCAAAGUCAAUGUGGACUGAUUCGAUUUAUGUAUUAAAAAGAAGCUACAAUAGCAUAUAUUUUCUUCGGCUAAAACAUUGAGUGUAAUAUUGUGUGACAAUGUGGGAAAUGUAUGUUGGUCAUGAAAUGUAUUUGUGAUAAUGAUUCAAUUAGUUCUGGUUAUUUUUAAUUAAUUGAAUAAUUUUAUCUAACUGACAGUAAUUAAAUGAAAAAUUUGGGUUAAGACUUUGUGAUAGUACCACCACACCAUUGACAAUUCACUAGGACUUUCAUCUUGCAGAUUUAUUUUAAUAUGAUAGUAUCAUAAAAGAUUUAUUAUAACAUUUGAAUCUUAGAACUAUUUUAACUUCGUAACAAUCAGCUAAAAAUAAAAAGUAGGUACAAUAUUAAGAUUUUAUCUAUCUCCUAUUUUUGAAAUUUUAAACCAUAAUGGUAGUACAAAAAUAUAACGACUCAAUAUUGGAUGACAUUAUAAGUAAUCAUGAAUAGAAUGGCUUCCAUUCCACAUAUUCAUGAUACAAUAUUAGGGUAUUCAUUUAAAAUUGUUAUUAUUUGGGCUUAUCCUACAAUUAUCUUUGCAUAAUCAACGUCUUACUGGACAUCAGGUGGUUAAACCUUUCAACCACCUGAUAUGAACUCUUCAUCUCAAAUUUAUCUUAUUAUUACAACAUACAAAAACCAGUUAAUAAAUAUGAUAAUAUGUGUAAUUACUGCAGUUUUAUUACAGUAAAACUGUAGUUUUUAAAUACAGAAUCGGAUAUUUUUUUGUAAUCACACAUUACAAUAAGAUUAAAGAGUCAUAUGGGACAAAUCCUGUGUGUGGCUCUGAGUUUUGUUAAAAUUAUUGCGAGCUUACUAAUAAAUAUAUGUUAAAGAGACAGAAAAGAAAACAAGAAACAACAGAGCACUGAAAAAUAAAAUGAACUUAGUAACAUAUUUACAGUAUUGGUUAAUUUAAAUAAGUUCAUACUAAGAAUGCUACAUAUUUGUUGUAACUACACCAACUGCAGUAAUUGGCUGUCACUACAGAAAUACUUUCCUUUCUUUAUAAUGUUCAAAGAUUUUUAAACCAGUUACUUUAUGAAAAUAAACCAAACAAAUGCAAAAUAUUAUAAAAUAUAUUGCACUAAAUAAAAAUGUAAAACCUUGGAUUUAAAUUUAAUUGGAAGUAGGGUAAAACAGUGGCAAUUCAAAAUUUAUCAAUUAAAAUACGUUAAAAUUUAUGAAGUGAAAGUUUGACUGUAUUUAGACUGUUAGACUGUUUGUAGAUAUUUUAAAUAUAUACAUACAAAUAAAUUAAACUGUUGCUUUGCAACAAUCUCACAUUAUCUUGUGUGUUCUGUCUGAAUACAGCUUGAAAUACUUGUAAAGGUCACAAAUUUGGGAAUCCCACAGAACAAAUUAAAGACCUGUCAUGUUUGAUGUUAAGCCCAAUUUUUCAAAACAUCAGCUUUGUUAUUUCCUAAAAUCCCUUUAAGGCGUGAAAUUCAACUAAGAGUAGGGUUGUUGAUCCUACUGAGAAGAAAUUAUCUGAUAACAAUCCAGACAAUUUUGUAGUUGAACAUCUUCAAAAACUAUCUCGUUAUUAAUAAAACGUAAAUAGGAAUACGCACAACAUAUAUGUACAUGGCAACAUCACUGAAUGUCUAAUACCCAUGCCACUUCUUAUGUUAUAGCCAUCAGCAAACCAUUUCAAUGCUUCUGGUGGAAAGGUAUUACUUCUCUAAGAGGUAUCAAUCAUUACCUUUAACAGUUUGGCAGAGGAAACCUUUUUUGCAUGUUAUCAAGGAUCAUGUGCAAAAAUAUCAUCUCUCUCCCUCUCAAGAUCACCAACAUAAUUUUACAGUUUCACCCAGAUACCAACCAGAGUCUUUCCUGCUGAAUACUAUAAGGGGUGAUUUUUCUUUAAUUUCAUCAACUGAAAUCUUCAUCCUUUCAGGGGUCUCUUGAGCUUCAGGAAAAGAAAAUAGUUGCCUGGAGCCAGGUCAGGUGAGUAGGGGGGCUGAGGGACGACAGUCAUUGCGUUCUUUGCACAAAACUCAUGGAUAACUAAUGCAGAGUGAACAGGAGUGUUGUCAUGAUGAAGAAUCCAAUCACCACUUUGCCACAGCUUGGUCUCUUUCUUCUCACAGCAUUAUGCAAUUGUCUUAGGGUUUCAAGAUAAACAAAACAAUUAAUUGUCUGACCUUGUGGAAAGAACUCAUAGUAGACAACACCUUUAUAGUCAAAGAAAACCGUAAGCAUGACCUUCACAUUUUAUUUCACUUGGAGAGCUUUCUUGGGUCUUGGAGAGCCUUUUGAUGUCAAUUGUGAUGACUGGGCUUUGUUUCCAUGUCAUAAAAAUAACCCAUGUCUCGUCUCCUGUAAUGACCUGUUUCAAGAAGCUUUUAUCAUUCGCCAUUUCAAGAAGUUCCUCAGAAAGCUGAAUUCGGUGUUGUUUGUGGUCUUGGGUCAACUGUUUUGGAAUAAAUUUUGUCUCAACACGACGCAUUUGAAGUUUUUCAGUUAAAGUUUCUUGACAUGAACCAAAUGAAAUGUUACAUUUUUAUGUCAUUUCACAGAUUAUUAGUCGAUGGUCUGAUCGUACGAGAGCGUUCAAUUCAGCAACAUUGUCAUCGUUGAUUGAUGUUGAAGGGCAACUGGAAUGAGCAUUAUCUUCUGUCGAUGUUCAGCCAUCUUUAAACCUCUUGUACCACUUAUGGCCAUGAUGACCUUGGGACUUUUCCUAUUGACAAAUGGUUAGCUCUUUUGAUUAAAAAGUUCAUAUUGACAAGUUAAUUUGUUACCUGAUAAGUUAAGUUGAAAUAUAAUUGUAAUCCGACCCUUAUUAUUGCAGGAUUCUUUACCUUCAGAUUUUCUUUGUACACAACCCAGUUUGUGUUUUUACAAUUUCUGUAGAUAACACCUUCUAACUUCAUUUUUGAAAUAUAAGUGAGUCUUGUUCAGAGAAGUAUGGCCUAUCAUCAGAUACAUACCAGUCUCAUAUUUUGUUGACCACAACUCACCCAUGUCAGGGAUUCCAAAAAUAUGAACUGCAACGCCCUGCUAAUACGAUAAUUUAAUUGAUAUAAGUUCACUUUUUAAGGUUCCGUGGUAUUAUCUGGAGGUCACUCUGUCCCUAUCUACUAUUUGUUAUUAGAUCUGGAUAGUGCAAAGGCAGCCACAACUGUCUGUGUCUGCAGAGGCCAUGUCUGGCACUUCACAAUGAAAGUGUCUGGAAUACCUGGCACUCAAAGGGUUAAUUAUGUGGACAAAUCGGACCUUAUCGUUAACCCUUUGAGUGCCAACGUCCGAUUUUACCGGACGACAAAAGGUGUCUGAAAAGUGCCAACGUCCGAUUUUACCAGACG